AUGGGGAGAGAGGGCGUCGCGCACCCCGAGGCCAUGCGGGGCCGCGACGCGCAGUUGAUGAGCAGUUUGAACUUGAAUUGCACAGGUCCGUGGGACGGCCCGAACCAUGGUAUCACGAACUAUAACUUUGGUCUGGCCAUGCGUGCGGUCCCAGUGUGUACGAUGGAGGGCUGGACAGAAGUGUUGAUCAAUGAUGCAGUGGCCACAGAGUGGCCGUGGAUAUAUUUUAUAAGUUUGAUCAUCAUUGGCUCAUUUUUUGUACUCAACUUGGUUCUCGGUGUACUUAGCGGUGAAUUUUCUAAAGAGCGAGAGAAAGCCAAAGCGAGAGGGGACUUCCAGAAGCUGAGAGAGAAACAGCAGAUUGAGGAGGAUCUCCGCGGCUACCUCGACUGGAUCACGCAAGCCGAAGACAUAGAGGAGCCGGACGCCGACAGUAAUGGCGAGUCGGUGGCGAAGGCGAAGGCGGCGGCGCUAGAGGUGGAGAAUCGAGGCUACUUUGUGUCGCUGUUUAACCGGUUCGACUGCUUCGUCGUCUGCGGCAGCGUCAUGGAGACGGCGCUCAACAAGACGAACAUCAUGCCGCCUCUAGGGGUUAGCGUGCUGCGCUGCGUGCGCCUCGUGCGCGUCUUCAAGGCCACCAGGUACUGGGCAUCGUUGCGCAACCUGGUGGCGUCCUUGCUCAACUCACUACGGUCGAUCGCCAGUUUGCUGCUGCUGCUCUUCCUCUUCAUCCUCAUCUUUGCUCUGCUGGGCAUGCAGGUGUUUGGAGGCAAGUUCAACUUCCCGCAGGGCAAGCCGCGCAGUAACUUCGACACGUUCUGGCAGUCUCUGCUAACAGUCUUUCAGAUAUUAACGGGUGAGGAUUGGAACUCGGUGAUGUAUGAUGGCAUCCAGGCGUUCGGCGGUGUUGGCUCUAAGGGCGUACUCACCUGUUUCUACUUCAUCAUCCUCUUCAUCUGUGGUAACUACAUCUUGCUGAACGUGUUUCUCGCCAUCGCCGUCGACAACCUCGCGGACGCCGAGAGUCUGACGGCGAUAGAGAAGCAGGAGGAGCAGGAGAAGGAGAAGAAGAAGGUGACGAGCAGGGAGGCGUCGCCGCUGCCCCUGCCAGGUGAGCCACCUACCGAGGAGCAGGCGGACGGCGGCAGCAGCGGCGGCGGCGGCGCAGAGGCUGAGAUGCCGAUGUCGAAUCACAAGAACUACACGGGGUCGGCUGCUACGUUCGAGGCUCACCGGCCGGAGUCACCCGAUGACAGCCUGAGCAGCAACACGAAGGUCCACAUCCACGACAGCGAGGAUGACGACAUCGACGACGCAGACGACAUGCACGCGAGAGAGACGAACGUGAAGACGAGCGUGGCGGAGGACACGACGACGUCGGCGUCGACGGCGCGGCCGCGGCGCAUGUCAGAGCUACACAUCGCUGACAAAGUGAAACCCAUCCCGCAACCCAGCUCACUUUUUGUAUUUUCCCCUACUAACAAGUUUCGUACGUUUUGCCACUGGGUCACUAACCACAGUUAUUUUGGAAACGUGGUUCUCGGAUGUAUUCUCGUCUCCAGUGCGAUGUUGGCGGCGGAAGAUCCCAUCAACCCUGAUGCUCCUCGUAACGAG
Molecule: messenger RNA, 1614 nt
Organism: Priapulus caudatus
Lineage: Eukaryota; Metazoa; Priapulida; Priapulimorpha; Priapulimorphida; Priapulidae
Product: muscle calcium channel subunit alpha-1-like
Biological process (GO): calcium ion import across plasma membrane
Cellular component (GO): membrane; voltage-gated calcium channel complex
Molecular function (GO): high voltage-gated calcium channel activity
Source: RefSeq, a predicted model, not a curated record